Molecule: messenger RNA, 1122 nt
Organism: Syngnathus acus (greater pipefish)
Lineage: Eukaryota; Metazoa; Chordata; Actinopteri; Syngnathiformes; Syngnathidae
Gene: fam113
Product: family with sequence similarity 113
Exons: 8
Coding region: 64-1122 (352 amino acids)
Source: RefSeq, a predicted model, not a curated record
AAGACAUUUUAUUGAAAGAGAAAACGGUGUGUGUGUUGUUUUAUAACUCUCAAGAAGGAGGAAAUGAAGUUCGUGCGCCACCAGCAGGUCAGCCAGCUUUUCCAUAACAAGUUCAUUGUGGUGUUGGGAGACUCCAUUCAGCGGUCUGUCUACAAAGACCUUGUCUUGCUUUUACAGAAAGAUGAAUACCUCCACCUGGCACAACUUAAAAGAAAGGGUGAGAUGAGCUUUGAACAGGACCGCCUGAUGGAAGGAGGUUGCCUCAACGUCAUGCACAAUGGGACGGGAUACAGGGAGGUCCGGCAGUACCAGUCCCCCCACCACCUGGUCCGUUUUUACUUUGUCACAUGUGUCUACUCCGACUACAUGAAGAGCAUCAUGGAGGACUUACGCCAUGGGUUGAAACCAGAUUUGGUCAUUGUCAACUCCUGCGUUUGGGACAUUUCAAGGUACAAUUCAAAAUGGGAGGCCGGGUACAAGGACAACCUCCUAAAGUUUUUUGAAGAACUGCUUUGCGUCCUGCCAGAAGAAAGCUUGGUCAUCUGGAACCUCACCAUGCCCCUUGGAGAGCGCAUCAAAGGGGGGUUCCUGGUUCCUGAGAUCUCGCACAAGGCGGCUCAUCUACGCCACGAUGUGAUCGAAGCCAAUUUCUACAGCGGACUCCUGGCUCAAGACUGGAAGUUGGACGUGCUGGACCUCCACUUCCACUUCCGCCACUCUCUCCGGCAUCGCGCCGCCGACGGCGUCCACUGGAACGCCCUGGCCCACCGCCGAAUAAGCACCCUGCUGGUGCUACACGCCGCAGACGCCUGGGGCGUGGACCUGCCGCUCAACUCUCUCGCGGACAUUUCCGUUGCCCAUCUACUGCCAGGCUUGGAAAGUGAGCGGCGUGUCGCGAGGCCGCCGAGAAUCAACUGGUCGCCUCGUCCUCCCUUCGGUGACUUUACCAACUUUUACGCGGACCCUGCGGCGUACGCCCCCCAUUAUGCCGUUGACUACGCACCUUACUCUCAUCAUGGCUGGCCCCCGGCAUAUUACGACGAGCCGUUGGUGAUGAGGACCAGGCGCGCCAGGUACCAGUACAUGCCUUACACCCAUCACAGGCCUCAUCAGUACUACUAG